This is a messenger RNA of Jatropha curcas, 1706 nucleotides long. RefSeq names its product Basic-leucine zipper (bZIP) transcription factor family protein (gene DPBF2). The record is from RefSeq and is a predicted model, not a curated record. Gene Ontology annotation, molecular function: DNA-binding transcription factor activity. NCBI's taxonomy places the organism in Eukaryota, Viridiplantae, Streptophyta, Magnoliopsida, Malpighiales, Euphorbiaceae. Gene Ontology annotation, biological process: positive regulation of DNA-templated transcription. Gene Ontology annotation, cellular component: nucleus.
UCUCUUUCUCUCUACACACACAGAGACAGCCAGCCACCCACACCCACUGUAUUAUUUCACCUCUUUCCUACUUAUAUUUAUUAAAGAUUCCCAUUUCUUGCUUUGUUUCUAUCGAUCAUCCCUUCCUUCUCCUUACAACUUAUCACGCACAGUAUUAUACAUAAGAAAGAAGACAGCGCUAGCUAGCUACCAUUCUUCCUUUUGCUGUUUCUUUUUCUUCCAUGCUUGCCUCAACCCUCAAGCUCAUCACUUUCAGGGAUUAGCUGAGGCUUAAAUUUGUAGGAAAAACCAUAUUUUCUAUUACAUUGCCAAAAGAUGGUACUUUCUGAACCAGACACCAUUGCUUAUGACACUGAUACCAAACCAAGUUCACCACAUCUUCUUCAUCAGCAACCAUUACAGGAAGAUUCACUGAAAGAUAGCUCAUUUUCUCCAGUAAAUGGACAGAACUCUCUCUUGUCGCUCACCCUUAAUGAAAUUCAACACAAAAGUGGCAAGAGUUUUGGGUCCAUGAACAUGGAUGAAUUUCUUGCUAACUUAUGGAGUAGUGUUGAUGAAAACCAGGUCACUUCACAACCCAGUAACCAAAACCAAAAUCAAAAUUCGAGCAAAGAAAAUGGUACCAAUAACAAUAAUCAUAACAAUAAUGCUAAUGGGGGAGUAAACCCUACUUCAUUAGCGCGACAAGGCUCCUUCUCUAUCCCGGCUCCGCUUUGCAAGAAAACUGUUGAUGAAGUAUGGUUUGAAAUUCAAAAAGAUCGAGCGGACCCUCAAAAGCCCAACAACAUUGGUCCUCAUGAGCCUCCUCGACGACAACAAACCCUAGGAGAGAUGACACUAGAAGAUUUCUUAGUAAAAGCUGGGAUAGUACAAGAAUCACCUGCAGAGUCAUCACAGUCAAAAAUGAUAACACCUAUUCAAAAUUUAAAUAAUUGUUUGGAUGCAACUUUUGGGAUGGGGCAAGUGAUGGGAAUUGGAUUCUCUGCCCAUCAAACUAUUGGAAAUAGUUUCUCUACAAGCAAUGGCUUCACACCUUACCAAAUGUUCCCUCAAAACAAAGGGUUUAUGGGAGAAGCACCAAGUAAUGCUAAAAAUGAACAAGGUCAAUUCGACAUGGGAGCACAACAAAGCAAGAAGAGGAUCAUUGAUGGUCCGCCGGAGGUGGUUGUGGAGCGAAGGCAACGGAGGAUGAUCAAGAACAGAGAGUCAGCAGCAAGAUCUCGAGCUAGAAAGCAGGCCUAUACAGUGGAGUUGGAACUAGAGCUGAAUCAACUCAAAGAAGAGAAUGCUAAGCUAAAGCAACUUGUGGAGGAAAUCGAACAGAACCGAAAGGAAGAGGUUCUGAGAAGGAAACCAUCAACAAUGCCACAAAAGAAGGCUGAUAAAUUGAGGAGCAUAAGGAGGACAGUGAGCCUAACAUGGUAAAUGAGAAAAAUGAGAAGAGAAAAGAAAAUAUGGUGAAGGCAGGCAGCUUUAGGUGGAUAAUUAAGAAAUUGAAGAAGAUACAUUAUUAUUAAAAGAUAAGAGACUUUGGGGUGUGAAUAUUUUACAUAGUGAUCAUAUUAUGUCUUAAAACUAUAUAUUAGUUUCAUAAAUAAGUAAUGAAGGUCCAAUAAGUGAAAAAGUAUAGUGUGUAAACUUGCUCUCUUUAAUUGCUUCCCUUAGAAAAUAAUCUACUAUUAUAAUGGAUGUUCUGCUCUUUCUCA